UCCAGGAAUAAGAACGCGGAGACGGUAACAAUUUUCGGACCGUUAUUGUUCCCUCACUUUUACAACAAAAUAAUAGAUUUUUUUCAACGUUUUUGUAACAAACGGGAAUAAUGGGCCGUGAAAGUGACAGAGAAGGCAGUGAGUGUCGUGAAAAUGGCUCUCAACAUUCAAGAGAGAAGAGUGCAUCCCCACGCAGAUCAUCUAAACAGAGGGAGGGAAGAAAGUCUAAAUCACGUAGUCAUACACCUCACUCCCAUUCAAGAUCUAGGUCAUACUCAAGGUCAAGAAGUCAUUCACGGUCUCGGAAACAUCGUAACUAUAAAUCAAGAUCAAGAUCUCGAACACCAAAGAGGAGAAGAUACUCAAGAAGUAGAAGGAGCCGCAGCAGAUCUCCAAUGUCAAGCCGACGAAGACACCAUGGAAAUCGGGAGAAUCCAGAGCCUUCUCGGUGUAUUGGUGUUUUUGGUUUGAGUCUGUAUACACAAGAGAGAGAUUUGAAAGAAGUAUUUUCUAAGUAUGGUCCAGUGGAAGAAGUUCAAGUAGUAUAUGAUGCCCAGAGUGGGAGAUCCCGUGGAUUUGCUUUUGUCUAUUUUGAGUCUGUUGAAGAUGCUGAAGAAGCUAAAGAAAGAUGCAAUGGGUUAGAAAUUGAUGGAAGAAAGAUAAGAGUAGACUAUUCUAUCACAAAAAGAGCUCAUACCCCAACCCCAGGAAUAUAUAUGGGCAAACCUACCUUUCCAAAACAUAAUGGUAACUAUCGAGGACGCUCUCCAUCACCGAACUACCGUGGGCGCAGAUAUUCACGUUCAAGAUCCCGUUCGUAUUCACCUCGUAAGUACUACUACUAGGACCUGAGAGUGGAGUAAGGCACAGAUCCAAGUGUAGUAACCACGUGUCAACCUGUUAUGGAGUUUUGUAUAUAAAUGUUUUUUUUUCCUCUUGUUCAUUCAUGCUGAUGAUGCAUUAAUGGAAAGGAUUAUAAGUAAUAUUUUCAUGUUUCUAGUUUCCAUUUUAUCCACUUUUUGAUAGAAUUGUUAUUAUAGUUCAUAUUACAAGUACUUUAAAAGCUUAAGCUAACUUUUUGAAGUGCUGUGUUCAUAUAAAAAAAAAGCUUUAGAAUUGCAUUGUGUUUGAGUUAUUUUCAAAUUUAUUAAUUUUAAACCUUCGGAAGUAGUUUGUAUUGUGGAAAUGUACUUUGAACAUGAUGUGUGUUACUAUGAUUUCUUCAUUACAUCAAAAUGAUACUGUUAUUGAAUGAAUAUAUGUUAACAUGAAUAGAUUAAAAAUAACAGUGUAAGAAAUAGAAGAAGCAGUGAUACACAUGCUAUAUUAUACUCUUGUGAUACAAACAAAUUAAGGAACAACGUACUUGCUAUUCAUUAUUUCUAUACUAUUUUAAUAACUAGAUAUAAUUGUGUUAAUGACUACUACACCAUAGAUUGGCUGUUAGUAUUGUGUGUAGCUGCUUUUUCACAAGUAAGUAAUGAAACAAAUAUUUUAAAAAAGCACUGUACAAAAUUAUCAAGAAGCACUGUUAGGAUUCCAAAUUUUGAAUUUCUUCUUGACCUGUGUAUUAUGUAGAAAAAUAAAGAAAUUAAUUUCAUAUCUGAAGUUACUUUUAGCUAAUUCUAUUUAGCUAUAAGGUUUCUUAGUUAUUUUGCACUACGUCAGACAGUUCCAAAUAUCGAAUAAGUAAUUGUUCAGUGGAAAGGAAACACAUUAUUAUUAACUGAAAAGCAACAGAUAAAUAUUUGAAACCUUUGGGGAAUUAUAUUUUUUUUAAUAUACAUUAAAUACAUAAUUUGUUCAUUGCUUGUUGUUUAGAAAGUUUAAUAAUGAAUGAAGGUAAUUUUAGUGUGUGUCUGAUGAAAAAAAACAUACUAAAUCUUAUGGAAGAUAGUGGCAUGUCAAAGCACAAGCUGAUAAGCUUGACUGUGUAUGCUUUUAAAAAGUUGAGGAGAAGGCUGUAUUCGAGACUUUAAAGAAGCAUAUAGUGUUAACUGUUACUUUGUAGGUUGUAGAUGUUUUUACUUUUAUGAAAACAUGCAUUCCUAGCUAAAGCCUUGUUUCUUUUGGCUAUGGAUGUUAUGAUUCUGUUGAGAAUCCUUUUGUGUUUGAAUGUUAGCAUGACCUGAGUAACAAAUAAGAUAUUCUAUGUUUUUAAAAAUUACUAUUUAUAGAGAAUUUAAUGUUUUUACCUUUCAGUUUAUUUUUUCUAGCUUGCAACAGUUCAAAGGGAAAAAAUAGAAAACCAUUUUUCAUAUCAAGUGAAAAAUUAUCAACGAGAUAUGUCAAUAAAUAUUUUUUUUAAUUGUAAAAAUUUGCAGAAUCCUUCUGAAACAACAGUUAAGAAAUCAAUUAUAAUUAUCCCGAAUUGAAUGGAUAAUAACUGUUCAUAUUAAUAUCCAGACAUUUGUAGCAAAUUUGUUUCUGUGCAAACAUUGUAUACAUGUGAAGCCAUUAUGAUACUGGUGUAAUCAAAGUGAAUCAUUAACCUUGGUUGCUUUUUCUUAAUGAUCCAAUUAGUUAACAGAAUUAUUUUUUAUUUAGGUCAUUUUGAGUUAAGUACAAAAUGCUAUGUACUGAUCCAAGUUUCACUAUUAGACUGAUAUUGUAGCAUUGUAUAAUUUGUUUUCACUUGACAAGAUUUUUUUUUUGAAAGACUACCAAAUAUGUACUGCAAAAUGUUGAAAGUUCAAAAGUUUCAGAGGAGUACAUUGUAAUGUGCUUGGUAUAGCAAUCCUACAUGUGUAAGUAACUAGUACAGUGUGUGGCAUAUCCAUUGUGUAUGAUUUGAAUAAAGAUUUCAUUCUUCUCUCUAA
This is a messenger RNA of Limulus polyphemus (Atlantic horseshoe crab), 2819 nucleotides long. Its product is annotated as transformer-2 protein homolog alpha-like. NCBI's taxonomy places the organism in Eukaryota, Metazoa, Arthropoda, Merostomata, Xiphosura, Limulidae. The transcript is spliced from 9 exons. Gene Ontology annotation, molecular function: RNA binding. The coding region runs from base 111 to 845 and encodes 244 amino acids. The record is from RefSeq and is a predicted model, not a curated record. Gene Ontology annotation, biological process: positive regulation of mRNA splicing, via spliceosome. Gene Ontology annotation, cellular component: spliceosomal complex.